UUAGUGGUUUGUGAGGUCCUCGCUUUCCAUCCCUUUCCCACUGGGUGGUCGUCCCGACUGUCAGUCAUUUAGUCUGAUUGCGCGAGUGGGGAGGCGGCUCGGUGGCGGUGGUUGCCGCCUCAGGCAGAGACACCGACGCUCCUCAGGAGAGCUGAACGCAGAGCGGAAAGGUCGGGCGUGUGGAAACAGACAGACGCCCUCCCCUCCCCUUUCCUCCGGCGAGCCAUGGACAGGCACCUUCUCCGCCAUUAAGGGCAGAAGGACAGACAGAUAUCCUGCUCGCUUCCCACCGCCCAGAAAAUUAGCGGCAGUUUAUCCUGUUCUCCGGCGGCCCCUUUGCUCUCCACCCCCCCGCCCCAAGGAGUGUCGUUUGGGUACAGAAAUAGACUGUUCUUUCUGGUGGGUCUGAGGCAGGUCUUUUAAUUCACCCUGAAUCUUGUUAGGAGCAGACGGAAUAUACCGUCCUCCGCUAACGGAGAAUAGACAGGUAGAAAGCGAUCUCUCCCCGCGCUCCCAGCUCCCCGCCCCCCACACACUAUUCCUAGCCCCACUGGGACAGAUAGGCUUGCUCCUCCCCCUGUUGCAGGCAAGCUGAAAGACACCACCAUCUCCCUUUUAAAAAAAGAUUCCGUGGGGAUAGAAUCAGUCCGGUUAAAAAUUCCAUUGCCCGGUUGAGCCACACGCACUCCCGCCUUCCCAAACCCCCGCUUGGCUCGUAGAGACAGGGAAUCGCCGUUUCCCUCUGUUAGGGACAGACUGCCGCCCUCUCCUCCCUCCCUUGCCCCCGCUACUCAAGAUGCUGCUGCUGUUGCUGUCGCCUGCCCCACUGUAGCUGAGCCCCACUGCAGGGUGAAGGCGAGGCUUAGACAGGCAGCGCGUAGGCACCAUGGAGCGCCGUGAGGAGACGGCCCUAGAGCAGAGCCUGGAAUUCACGGUGGAGAAUGUGGAGAAGGCACUUCACCAAUUGUAUUAUGACCCCAACAUUGAAAACAAGAACCUGGCUCAGAAAUGGCUGAUGCAAGCCCAGGUGUCACCGCAAGCUUGGCACUUCAGUUGGCUGCUCCUCGAUAUGGAUAAGGUGCCUGAGAUUCAGUACUUUGGGGCCAGUGCCCUCCACAUCAAGAUUUCACGGUACUGGAAUGAUAUCCCAGCUGACCAGUACGAGAGCCUCAAAUCACAGCUCUUCAGCCAUAUAACCCGUUUUGCUAGUGGUUCCAAGAUCGUGCUGACCCGGCUUUGUGUGGCACUAGCUUCACUGGCAUUAAAUAUGAUGCCAGAAGCCUGGCCAUGUGCUGUUGCUGACAUGGUGCGCAUGUUCCAGGCAGAGGACUCUAAUGUAGAUGGGAGAGCACGCUGCCUUGCACUCCUAGAGCUGCUGACUGUCCUGCCUGAGGAGUUCCAAACGAGUCGCUUGCCUCAGUACCGCAAGGGGCAAGUGCGUAGCGUCUUGGCACAGGAGUGCAGUUCUGUGUUCUCCCUGCUAGAGCAAUUGUUACAGCAGCAAGAAUCCCCCAGCUUCAUUAAACAGAAGGUGUUGAAGUGCUUCUCUAGCUGGGUACAGCUGGAGAUUCCCCUGAUGGAGUGUGAGAACUUGAUCCAGGCAGCCUUCUCCUCCCUGCAGGAUCCGGAACUUUUUGACACAGCUGUGGAGGCCAUUGUCAAUGCUAUUUCUCAGCCUGAUGCGCAGAGGUAUGUGAAUACUCUUCUGAAGCUCAUCCCACCUGUACUUGGACUUCAGGAACAGCUACGUCAAGCUGUUCAGAGCAGGGACAUGGAGACAUCUCAUGGGAUCUGCCGUAUUGCUGUGGCCCUGGGAGAGAAUCAUUCCCGAGCACUCUUGGACCAGGUGGAUCACUGGCAGAGCUUCCUGGCACUUGUCAACAUGAUCAUGUUCUGUACUGGGAUACCAGGCCACUAUCCUGUCAAUGAGACCACAAGUUCACUUACGCUCACCUUCUGGUAUACCUUACAGGAUGACAUCCUAUCUUUUGAUCCAGAAAAGCAGGCCAUGUAUCAGCAGGUAUAUCGACCUGUCUAUUUCCAGCUGGUGGAUGUGCUCCUGCACAAAGCUCAAUUUCCUUCCGAUGAAGAAUACGGUUCCUGGUCCUCUGAUGAAAAGGAGCAGUUUCGGAUAUACCGAGUAGACAUCUCAGACACCUUGAUGUAUGUGUAUGAAAUGCUUGGAGCAGAGCUGCUGAGCAGCUUAUAUGACAAGCUGGGUCGCCUCCUGACAAACACAGAGCAGCCAUCCUCAUGGCAGCACACAGAAGCUUUGCUUUAUGGGUUCCAAUCCAUCGCAGAGACUAUAGAUGUAAACUACUCAGACGUGGUGCCUGGCCUCAUCGGGCUCAUCCCUCACAUCAGCAUCAGCAAUGUGCAGCUUGCUGAUACAGUUAUGUUUACUAUUGGGGCCCUCUCAGAGUGGCUGGCUGACCACCCUGUCAUGAUCAACAAUGUUCUACCCCUGGUGUUGCAGGCUCUGGGCAAUCCUGAGCUAUCUAUUUCUAGUGUCUCUACUCUUAAGAAGAUCUGCCGUGAAUGCAAAUAUGACUUGCCUCCUUAUGCUGCCAACAUUGUUGCUGUCUCUCAGGAUGUGUUAAUGAAGCAGAUUCACAAGACAAGUCAGUGCAUGUGGCUGAUGCAAGCUCUCGGCUUUUUGCUGUCUGCCCUUCAAGUGGAAGAGAUCUUAAAGAACCUGCAUUCACUAAUUACUCCUUAUAUCCAGCAACUGGAGAAGUUGGCGGAUGAAACACCAAACCCAUCCAACAAGCUGGCCAUCAUCCAUAUCUUGGGCCUGCUCUCCAACCUCUUUACUACAUUGGACAUCAGCCACCAUGAUGAUGAUCAUGAGACCACAGAGGUUAAAAAGUUGCCAGUGCCGCAGGGCCCCAAUCCGGUAGUGGUGGUGCUGCAGCAAGUCUUCCAGCUUAUCCAGAAAGUGCUCAGCAAGUGGCUGAAUGAUGCUCAAGUUGUGGAGUCUGUGUGCUCCAUUUUUGAGAAGUCUGUGAAAACCCUCCUGGAUGAUUUUGCACCCAUGGUGCCUCAGCUGUGUGAGAUGCUGGGCCAGAUGUAUAGCACCAUUCCUCAGGCAUCUGCCAUUGACCUCACUCGCCAGCUGGUUCACAUCUUUGCCCAUGAGCCGGCCCACUUCCCACCCAUCAAGGCGCUCUUUCUUCUCGUCACAUCAGUUACACUAACACUCUUUCAGCAAGGGCCCAGGGAUCAUCCUGAUAUUGUUGAUUCAUUUAUGCAACUCCUGGCACAGUUGAAUAUCGAGUUUCUCCAUCUGUUUCUGUGGAAGUUGAAAACAAAACAUUCUUCUUUUUCAUAGGUAUGAGUUUGCCCCUUCCUUUCCCCAAGGGGCAGUACCUAGUGAUGCAAAGUGACUUGUAGAUUGGGUUUAUCUUUAGGUUACAUAUUGUGACCUGGUACAGGGACUGCUGCAAAAUGGCAAAUGUGGUUCAAGAGCAAUAGCAUUCCAGCCCAUGUGUGCAGUGAUUCCGAGCGCUUCACAAAUGCAGACAGGUUGUUGUGUAGAAAUGAUCUUAUAUUCAGUUAUUUGGUGGGCUAUGUCUAUAGACCUGUUGAUGGGGCAGCUGAUCUAGUUGGGAGUAGAGCAAGGCAGGGAGAGCAGAUGAGCCAUGACUUGUUUAUUGGUUUGAUUUCAAAAUCCUUCUGUGUUCCAUCCCUCAGUUCUCCUGCCGAAGCUUUGGAAAUCUGAUUUCUUUCAGGUUGAGAAUUUGUCAUGCAGCUCUGUCUCUAAUGCUGUAAAUGACAUCAUGGGAGGAAAAUGAUGAUGGAAUACAAACUGCAUAAGGGGCUAUAGGCAGUAUGGGCAUCUUUGCAGUAAGUGAAGAAUGAACCCCGACUGGAUUUGGAAGAGCAGUUAAUAAGGCUGGAAACAAGCUGCAAUGCUAGGAAAUGAUGGAGCAGAGAGUGGGGGGGUGGGAUCUUGGGUACCACCCUGCUCUUAUUACUACAUCAAGAUGCUUUCUUGUUGGCUCUGGUUUAUUGUUCCCUAAUGAGGUUGCUGUAUAUUGUGAGACAGAAAGUACUUGAGCUCUCAGCUCCCUCUUGUGGCAGCUAUAUAGCUUGCAGGUUUGCUAAGCAAUAAAACUAAUACGUCUUAUACUUUUCUGUAAAACUGAGCUUCUAGAAAAUGUAGAAAUUUGCUGACAGAACUCUGAACCUUAAAAUCAAAAUAUUAUCCUUCUAAGUGUUUGAUCUUGUUUGUCGUUUGGUUAAAGGGGUAUUGGCUCGCAAUUUAUCAUUAAAUACAAAUACUGAAAUCAAUAGAGGUGUGGUCCUGUGGUAGAUUUAUGUUCUCAGGAAAAUACUGGAAGAAUCUCAUCAUCUCGAGAGAGGGUAAUGGAUAGGAAACUGGAGAAGAAUGGAAUGUUGCAAGAGGAAAGUGCUUUGGAUGGAGGAAAAAAUAGGUCAGAGUGAAAGCUAUGAAAAGUCCACAGAGGCCUACUUGGGCACCUUCUCACAGUAGUUUAAUCUUCCUGGAGCAACUUGGAACGCUUAAUCCUCUGAAUACCUACAUCUGGCCUGAGGUCCUUGCUACAAAUCAGGAAGCUCCCUAGAGUGCUGAAUGAGGGGGAUGAAGAAGAUAAGACGUAGGACAGUGAUGGUUAUUUUGACAAGGACCAGACUAGAGCUUAAAGGGGAGGUGUUUCGGUAAACUCAGAACAAUGCAGGUAAUGCCUCCCUAUAUUUAUGUUGUUUUAUGUAUGUCCCCCUUUCCCAUUCACACCUUUUCCUUCAUGGUUGAAUAAAUGUUGUUCCUUUAGCCCUGUAUGGUUUACAAAAAGCUCAGAUUAUGAAAUGUCUGGGCUUGGCAGUGGCUCUGGGGCUGCAUACAGUUGCCCCCUGGUUUCUUUCACUCCUUAUGUAGGAGCUGUGAAACCUAGCAACCUGAAGAUGCUAUAUCCACUCUCUUUGGUCCACUGGCACCCUCAUCUUCUGUUUCAUCUGUGAAUCUAGGUCCCUCUGCACUCUUUGUCUUAAUCUCAGGCCCCUCCCAACAAGGUUGGACAAAAAGAAGGAUCACAUAGGUGUUAUACUGGUGCUAAAGAUAAUCAUUAAAUGGUGAUAUAUUCAGACUAUGUUCGUCAACAAACUUGCAGGUGUGGUUGAGCUCUGACGCUUGCGUUAUUGACCAUGCUUCUUAAAAUCCUAAUUUUUAGUCACUACUUAGAAUUUUUAAGUAUCUCUGUCUACUGGUCAGUGUUCAAACCCUGAUUGGCUACCAUAUAAGUAGUGAUUAUAUGCACAUUUUCCCCCAGAUUGUGUCCCAUUGCCUGGUUCUGCCUAGGAGACAUUGAUCUCUUCCAGUAGGAAAAAUCCAAAUGCAUUGCUCAACAGACUAGGGCCUCCUGGUUUUCUGGCAGCCUUUGCGCUUCCCUUUCUAGUUAGCAUCAUUUCAGUGAAAAAUUAUUCUGUGUUUCUUCUAAGCUGUUGAGGGGUUCGCUAAGUGAACUGACUGCAGAAGAACAUACCAGUUGUCCUCUUGCUGGCUAAAUCAGCUUGGAAUUUUACAUUGCCUGUGAAACUUCAUUUUAGAGAAAUGUAUAUGACUUUGUGAGGUCUCAACACAUAGUACAGUAAUUUUCUUCUGAAGAGACAUGUUGGCCCCACCUUUCUUCACUGAAAUUGCAGUUGUUUCCAAAAUGGUUGCAAUAAAUAAACAAAUUCUUCAAAAGUCCCAGAAGUUGACAAGAGCAUGAGAGUCAUUCAAGAGAUCACUUAAGAAUGCAUGUAGAAUAACUUGUUUUGAUGCUUGUAUUGUGCCCUUGAAAAGCCAAACUAAAGUCUCAUUAAAUGCCUAUAUUUUGACUGCAAAAACUCGGAUGCCUUAGUACAUCUAAAGCCAAAGUUCCAGAACCAUUCGAAAUGGUUCUCAUGCUGCACUCCAGACUGAAGAUGAGUAUGGAAGACCCAGAUAUUAACAUAGUAUGGCAAGAAGCAACUGUCAUGUCUGUGACUCCAUACAUAGCCAUUAGGCCUUUGCUCAUUCUCUGGUUUAAAAAACAAAACAAAGGAGCUUUUAAAUAUUCCACCUCCAAGCCUGGCAGUCCUACAAGGCACCUUAGAGUAUUAAGAUGCAAUAAAAUUAAUUUUAAACUCAUAUUUAAAGAACUUAAAUUACAGCAGUUCACACCUAAAGUCUUCAUCUUCCAAACACUGUGCUAAAAAGAUGGAGUUCAUGCAUCCAAAUAUAGCAGUGGAGCUUCAGACCCCUAGAGAGGGAUUCCAAAGUAUGCGUGCCAUCAUGAAGACCCCUGCUGCUUCUGACUACAAGCCUAUAUUUUCUUAUAUGUGUGGCAUUUGGAGCAGGGACUAAAAUGAUAUAAGCAAACGAGAAAGAAUGUAUUAAUGUAGGAAAAGGCAGUAAGUUCCCAAACUGUAGAUCCCUUUGCAUUCCAGAUGAGACAAAGGGGAAAGGGCUGAAUUUGAAAAGGCAGCUCCUGAAGUUUGACAAGUCCCCAACAUUUGCAGGCAUCUGAUGAGCAGAAACCUCUUGAAUCGCACCUGGGUCUCCUUUUUGGACUCAGAUAACUUCAGCUGACAAAAGACAAUAGAAGACCUGUGUCAACAGUUGCUGUUUGCCUGCAGUGCCCAUCUGGUCUUUCCAUUUUUGGGUCAUUCUCUGUAAGCAGUUGAGUUAAAAGGUGCUGGUUAUAUUGAUUUGAUAGAGGUCUCUUAUCCCAGGACAGUUUCCUCCCCUAUCAUUUGCAGUAUGAAAACAGAUCAGUAGCUAAGACUCAAUAUGUUAGAAUUCAAUAACUAGGCAUGCAAUGAUGUUGCAUUCCCAGUGAAAUGGACUGGUAUAUUGUGGAGCAUAAAAGGGAAUAUUUAUACUAGUGUCUGUGAAAAUUGUCUCACUAGGGUUAAGUAUUUCUAGCACUUCUGUUUUCCUGAAAUUGGUGUGUGUUGGUGCUUAAAGAAGAUUGGGGGGGGGGGGGAAUAAGAGAAUAAAGGAAUUAUAUUUUAUUGGACUGAAUCUGAUUGCUUAAAAUGUUGAACUAUAAGGAUUUUUGUGUGCUAUUAUGAGGUGCUUUUGAGCUGGAGGACUGAAAGAAUAAUUGUUACUAUUAUUCUUUCUUUUGUGAGGACCCCAAGGCAGCUUACAUAGCUCCAUUAUAUCCUUACAAGAACAAUCCUGUAAGGUAGGUUGGACUGAGAGUGAGUGACAGGUCCAAAGUCUCCCAAUGAGCUCCAUGGUCAAGUAGGGACUAAAACCCAGAACUCUUGGGGCCCCACUCCAACACUCAGAAAUAUUGCACCACACCAUAUACUGUUACGAGCAUAUUGUGAACUAGGACCUAGUUUCUCUAAAAAGAGAGAGAGAAGUCAAUUGUAUACAUAGGCCUUCAUAAAAAUUAAUUCUGCAUAGUUCAUGUUGCACUACAUGGACAAAUGCAUCUAUAAGAUUAUGAAGAUGUUUGUGGUCUGACAUUUAAUUUAACCCUUUCCCUAGCCUUGCUACCUUUUUGUUUGCUGUAUGGCACAAAAGGCAAUUAUGUGUUGAGCAUAUUUAUUUCUAUUUCCACUUGCUGUAAGGCAACAGCAGUUUUUAGUGGAACAUUAAGCAUAGCCUUAACAAUGUAGAGCUGUUGUGAUUCUUGCAAAUUAGCACAAGGCCAGUUCUAGAUAAGCAAUAGCAUAGACAAGCUUGAAGUUCAGUUCAACUGCUACUCAUUUUUACCAUUGUCUGAUGGAAAGGGACAUAAUUCAUUGUUCCUUAUGUCUUUGGGUGUGAAAGCAAGAAUAAGGGCAGGAAAAAUUGGAACUGGGAAGACAAAAAUAUUGAAAUCAGUCAUUACACCUGUGACUGCUGUCAUGAGAAUCCAUUUUUUGGUACAACAAGCAAGACAUCUGCCUUUUCUGAAGAUGAUACUUUAGUGAUAGAACAAAUAUUCCACAUUGUUCAGUGGGUGUAGAAGUUGGCUAGGGGACUGCUUGCUGCUAGCCAAAGGCAACCUUCCCCAGUCUGGUACUCUUCAGGUAUUUUGGACUUUAAUUCCCAGUAUUUCUGAUGUUGGCCAUGCUGACUGGGGCCAGUGAAAUUGAAAAUAUCCAGAGAGCUCCAGGCUAGGGAAAAUUGGUCUAAAACUUUAUGUUUGGGAAUGUUUCUCAGCCUUUUAGGAAUGGGGUGAGUGCUGUCCAUGGUGCUGAAAUGACUCUGCUUGUGAAGUUCUUGGCUCUACUUUGCUGAGAUAUAUUGCAAGACAUAAUAUAUAACCUCACAAGUAAAACCAGACAUCAAGAGACUUAAUAGAAUUCUGCACCUGCAUUGUUCCCCUUUCCUGCUGGUCCACAGUGAAAUUCCCAUAUCUGUGUAUAUCUUCAUGUGUAGCGAUGUAGAUGACUGUUUGCUAGGUAAUGCUUCAAUGCCAUGCCUCCAGAGCCUUAAUUACCUGGAGCCCUAUAUACCCUUAACUUCAGAAGUGCCCUGCUCAUGGCCUUUCCCUUUCUCCCAUAUCUGGCUAACUGUGCACCAUGGCUGAUGGCCAGGUAAGUGCACAUGCAAGCCUUGGCCAGGGGGCUGCUCUGUGCUACCUGCUUGCCCCUGGCUUGCCAGAGCUGUGUUUAUUCUCUAUGUAUCUGUGUGUGCUUUGCAGGCACUCAAACGGAAACCUGACUUAUUCCUGUGUAGCAGCCUGGAUGUCAAGGCAGUGUUCCACU
Molecule: messenger RNA, 8691 nt
Organism: Varanus komodoensis (Komodo dragon)
Lineage: Eukaryota; Metazoa; Chordata; Lepidosauria; Squamata; Varanidae
Gene: IPO13
Product: importin 13
Exons: 16
Coding region: 887-3331 (814 amino acids)
Biological process (GO): protein import into nucleus
Cellular component (GO): nuclear membrane; cytoplasm
Molecular function (GO): small GTPase binding
Source: RefSeq, a predicted model, not a curated record